Messenger RNA from Cheilinus undulatus (humphead wrasse), 1711 nucleotides. Its product is annotated as copper chaperone for superoxide dismutase-like. The record is from RefSeq and is a predicted model, not a curated record. Bases 1 to 924 code for a protein of 307 amino acids. Gene Ontology annotation, molecular function: copper ion binding. NCBI's taxonomy places the organism in Eukaryota, Metazoa, Chordata, Actinopteri, Labriformes, Labridae. The transcript has 8 exons. Gene Ontology annotation, biological process: removal of superoxide radicals.
AUGGCGGCGCCCGUUAUCAGACACAGCUGGUUCGUUUCCGUUUCUAGGAAAGUGAGGAGUUAUCUCUUUAAUUCAGUUUUCAUCGCCCAGGCAGCGACGUACGGCAGCACAAUGGACUCUCAGAGACCGACCAGGCUGGAGUUUGCGGUGCAGAUGACAUGUGAGAGCUGUGCUGACAAAGUCCGAGCUGCUCUGGAGGGUAGACCAGGAGUGCACUCUGUCAUUGUUGAUGUCAGUAAGGAAGCAGUGUUGGUGGAGUCUGCUCUGACCAGUGCAGAGGUUCAGGCUCUGAUAGAGAGUACGGGACGCAGAGCCGUGCUGAAGGGUAUCGGAGGAUCAGAGCGAGACCUGGGUUCAGCGGUUGCCAUGAUGGCCGGUGUGAGGAACAUCGUGGGUGUUGUGCGUUUCCUGCAGUUGUCUGAGGAGCGGUGUUUGAUUGAUGGGACCAUUGAUGGGUUGGAGCCUGGACCCCACGGCCUUCAUGUGCACACGCUGGGAGACCUCACUCAGGACUGCCUCAGCUGCGGAGAGCACUUCAACCCCUUUGGAAAAGAACAUGGUGGUCCGGGGGAUGCUGAAAGGCAUGUAGGCGAUCUUGGAAAUGUUGUUGCUGGACCAGAUGGAAGAGCCUCAUUCAGACUAGAGGACAGUCAGCUUAAGGUAUGGGAUAUAAUUGGCCGAUCGCUGGUUGUAGAUGCUGGUGAAGACGACCUGGGCCGAGGUAGUCACCCUCUCUCCACACAGACUGGAAACUCUGGGGAAAGACUGGCCUGCGGGAUCAUCGCCCGAUCAGCUGGUCUUUUCCAAAAUACCAAAAAGAUCUGUGCCUGUGAUGGGGUAACACUGUGGGAGGAGAGAGACCGGCCGAUUGCUGGAAAAGGUCGAAGCAUUAACAAUGCAGACACACCUGCAGCAAACCUCUGAACUAACACAAAACAUAUCUGUGGAUCCUUGAAGAGAAAUGAAGAAGACAUUUGCUGAGAGGCUCAGAGCUGAAGUGCAGAAGACAGAGCACUGAAGAAUGCCUUUCCUACAAAGAAAGAUGGCCUUAUCUUCUUGUAAACGCUCUUUGUGGUAAAAUCAAAUCCUCCUGCAGGUGUACUUAGUGUCCUCUGAGGGUUCUAAAAGCACUGAAGCAGAUUAAAACAGCCAGGGACUUUUAAAAAGUCACCUCCGAUUAACCAGCUGUCUGUUUAAGCUGUUAUAUAUUUGUAUUUCCAGUCGCCUCUGACACAGCUGCCUCAUCACUGUCUGAAAUGAUGAGCUCGUAACAUUUGAGGGAUCCGUUUUGGCUGUAGUGGCUGCGAUAAAUGCACUUCAUUUUGCUCUGAAAGUGUCUAAUCAAUUAUGCAAGCCUCUUUAAAAAUAGUAGUAAAUAAUUCUGCUAACAUCCUGCUCUGACGAACACCGCAGUAACUCACUGAUUCCUAACAGAGAUUAAGUAGAAAUUUAGCCUUAAAUAUAGCUAUAUUUUUCUGUUAAAGAAAAAAAUAAGUACAGAAAUAGUACCAAAAAUGUAAUCAUUCUGAGUAAUUUAUCGUCAGAAAACUAGUCUGCCUUUGAUCUGUGUAAGUAUAAAUCUACAUCUUUUGUAAGUGUUUUCAUGAUUAGGAAAAAAAAAAGUAAGAAAAUCUGUUAAAUAAACAACAGAAGUGCCAAAAAGUUAUGAAUAAAAAUGCAAAGUUUCAGCCUUGUAGCGCCACAUUAUGUA